CCCAAUUCCGCAUUUCUUCCCUUCCCUUCCUCUUCCCCUCCGCCUCUAAGUCCUUAUCAUUCACCUCUGCUCCUCGUCACGUUCACGAUCACGAUCACGAUUCCUCCUGUCUAUCGUCUCCUCCUCCUCCUCCUCCACCUCGCCUCGUAUCCGAUCCCCCACUGCUAACUGUCCCCGCUCGCCGCGUCCCUUGUACUCUCGAUUAAUCUAUCUAAUUUUCAGGCUCGGGCCUUGUUCACUCAACUUUCCUCCAUUGCUCGGUACCUUUGCCCGCGAACCUCGACUCUCUUCCGCUCUCGCACGACCAUCGACCGCCGGAUCCUGUGUUCCCCCGCUGAUGAUCGCUCGCUUUCUGGGCUGUCUCAGUAGCUAUCUCCAUGGAUAACGCAAACCUCUGGACUCGCCGAUCCAAUACCUCCAAGUUGUCUCUGUCUAUGACAGGGACGGACGGCGCUCGAGUUGAACUUCCCCGCGCCUCCAAGCGUUUCGGCCCAGAUAGCUCCCACGGCGGUCGAUCCAACCCUUUCAACGCCCUUUCCCCUCUCUCCGGUGGCGUGUCCUCCCCAUCCACAAACGCUUCCUCCGCAUUUGGCUUGGGCUCCGGUGCCUUCGCGUCGUUUGGAACUCCGAAAACCCCCGGUGCACCCUCCGACGUCAAGACUCCCGGCGAGAAGCGCGACAACCCGGUCGACCAGGCUUCUGCCGCGGAGGGCGGCAAAGCCAGGGGCGCUGCCUUGUCCCUCAGGGAGCACCCGCUCAAGUCCACCUGGAUUAUCUGGUACCGACCCCCUACACCUAAAUACUCCGAUUACGAAAAGUCCACCGCCCCGCUUGCAUCCAUAUCAUCAGUAGAGAGUUUCUGGUCGAUCUACUCGCACCUGAAGAGACCCUCUCUUCUUCCCACCGUCUCCGAUUACCACAUCUUCAAGAAGGGCAUCCGUCCCGUAUGGGAAGACGAUGCCAAUAAGAAGGGCGGAAAAUGGGUGGUAAGGCUGAAGAAGGGGGUGGCGGACCGGUAUUGGGAGGAUCUUCUUCUGGCUAUGAUCGGUGAUCAGUUUGCGGAGGCUAGCGAUGAGGUCUGCGGUGCAGUUCUCAGUGUGCGGAGCGGGGAGGAUGUUCUGAAUGUGUGGACCCGCAUCGAUGGCGGGCGGAACAUCAAGAUUCGGGAGACGAUCAAACGUUUGCUGAAUUUCCCGGCCGACACCAACAUCGUCUGGAAGAGUCACGAUGACAGCAUUGCCCAACGCUCGGCCAUCGACCAGGCGCGCCAGGAGAAGGCCUCCGGUAACACCGGUCACCAUCACCACCAUCAUCACCAUCACCACCACAACCAUACCCAACAACACCAGCUUGGCGGAGAUCGCCGAAGAGCUACGGCAAAUGAUGAAUCUACGGGGGACAAAGGAAAAGGCACGACGUCUUGACAUGCUUUACGUGGGUUAUGAUCCUGUAUAGUAAAGACCACAAAAUUCUCAUUGGGACAAUUUGGGCUCGGGGCAUCUGGGGCGAAUACUGAGUGAUCUCGAUUUGGGUUUUUAUGUCCAUUUCUUUUCUUUCCAAUUCAUGCGCGCUGCUCCGCACAUGGAAUGCAAAUCAAGGGUGCUCGGAUGGGAUGAAGCGUAACUACUACUAUUACUGCUACUUAGUACUGGACUUCCUUUGACUUUCAUCUAUUCUCCAAUAUCGGAAAAUAUUGUUGAUCUGCUGCUAGUGUCCUGUUGCGUCCAGACUAGUAGAUCCUGCAUCUAAUUUUAUUCUCC
Messenger RNA from Aspergillus ibericus CBS 121593, 1760 nucleotides. Its product is annotated as eukaryotic translation initiation factor 4E. Gene Ontology annotation, biological process: translational initiation. The record is from RefSeq and is a predicted model, not a curated record. NCBI's taxonomy places the organism in Eukaryota, Fungi, Ascomycota, Eurotiomycetes, Eurotiales, Aspergillaceae. Gene Ontology annotation, cellular component: cytoplasm; eukaryotic translation initiation factor 4F complex. Bases 378 to 1424 code for a protein of 348 amino acids. Gene Ontology annotation, molecular function: translation initiation factor activity; RNA 7-methylguanosine cap binding. The transcript has 3 exons.